Molecule: messenger RNA, 2334 nt
Organism: Rana temporaria (common frog)
Lineage: Eukaryota; Metazoa; Chordata; Amphibia; Anura; Ranidae
Product: gastrula zinc finger protein XlCGF26.1-like
Exons: 3
Coding region: 364-2151 (595 amino acids)
Biological process (GO): regulation of transcription by RNA polymerase II
Molecular function (GO): RNA polymerase II cis-regulatory region sequence-specific DNA binding; DNA-binding transcription factor activity, RNA polymerase II-specific
Source: RefSeq, a predicted model, not a curated record
AGAUACUGUACACCAUAUGAAAGGUAUAUCUCCAUCUCUCAUCAACCUCUCAAAACAUAACGUAGAAUGCAGUUAUUAAAACCACCACAAGAUGGCAAUAUAACUUACUGUGUGUGGAACGCACAAACAGGAAGUGAUGUAAAGUAGGAAAAGGAAGUGAUGUAAGAAAAGGACAGGGCGUUAUAUAAGGCAAACAUAGGAAGUUCUGAGGGAUAGAAGAAUGAGGUAAAGAGGAGACAUAGCUGGAUUACACAGAGGAGGAUAAAGGAAGUAGUGAAGAGGACAUCUGGGCAGUUGAAGAACAGAUGCUGAUCCCAUGAUCCAUCUUGAGACGGACACAAGGGUCUCUACAAGGACGUCGUGAUGGAGAAUCAGCCGCCCCUCACAUCACCGGAUGGACAUGAUGCUCAGAACGAGAAUACUUCUGAGGGACAAUCUAUCCUAUCUCCAGAUAAUGAUGAAGAAGAUAAUGAUGAAGGAGAUAAUGAUAAAGAAGAUAAUGACAUCACACAACCUUCUCCAGAAGUAAAUCCCAUUACUCAUAAUACCCAUCACAGAGCUGGUGAUAAAAAACGAUCAAUGGAUCCCUCAAAGCCCAAGAAAUCUGAUAAAUCACAUUCCAUUACUCCAAAAAGACAUCUAAAAUCUCAGAGUACGGAGAGAUCAACAAAGCCAUCGAAGUCCAAGGAACCUUCUUCAAGACGUGAAGGGAAUCACGCAGGAGAACAAUCCUUGUCGUGUUCAGUGUGUGGGAUAUCCUUCACCGAAAAAAAAUACCUUUUUAUACACCAAAGAACUCACAAAAGCGAGCGUCCUUUCUCGUGUUCGGAGUGCGGGAAAUGUUUCACUUUAAAAGGAAACCUUGUUCGACACAAGAGGCUCCACACGGGUGAGCGACCUUACUCGUGCUCAGAGUGCGGGAAGGGUUUCACCGUUAAAAAAUCGCUUGAUAUACACGAAAGAACUCACACAGGCGAACGUCCCUUUUCGUGUUCGGUGUGCGGGAAACGUUUCAGUGAGAAAAGAUGUCUUCAGAGACACGAGAGAAGUCACACGGGCAAGCGCCCCUAUUCAUGUUCGGUGUGUGGGAAGUGUUUUGCGGAUAAAGGAAACCUCCUUCUACACCAGAGAAUUCACACAGGGCAGCGUCCUUUUUCAUGUUCAGAGUGCGGGAAGUGUUUCACUCAGAAAGGACACUUUCUUUCGCACCAGAGAAAUCACACGGGGGAGCGUCCUUUUUCAUGUUCAGAGUGCGGGAUUAGUUUUGUUCACAAAGGAAGCCUUGUUGCACACCAGAGAAAUCACACAGGUGAGCGUCCUUUUCCAUGCUCAGAGUGCGGGAAAUCUUUCAGUCAAAAAGGAAACCUUACUAAACAUCUGAGAAGUCACACGGGUGAGCGCCCUUUUUCAUGUUUAGAGUGCGGGUUUUCCUUUACUGCGAAAUCCGAUCUUAUUAAUCACCAGAGAAGUCACACGGGUGAGCGUCCUUAUUCGUGCUCAGUGUGCGGGAAAUGUUUCAUUCUGAAAAAGACUCUUCUUCAACACCAGAGAAGUCACUCGGGCGAGCGUCCUUAUUCAUGUUCAGCGUGCGGGAAAUGCUUCACUCACAAAAUCAAUCUGGUGGAACAUCAGAGAUGCCACACAGGUGAACGACCUUAUUCGUGUCCCGAGUGCGGAAAAAGUUUCACGCACAGAGCAGGCCUUAUUUCACACCAGAGAAGCCACACAGGCGAGCGUCCUUAUAAAUGUUCAGAGUGCGGGAAAAGUUUCACUCACAGGGCAGGCCUUGUAUCACACCAGAGAGGUCACACCGGUGAACGUCCUUAUUCUUGCUCAGUGUGCGGGAAAAGUUUCCCAGAGAAAGCCAAACUUCUGAUACACCACAGAUGUCAUACGGGGGAGCGUCCUUAUCCAUGCUCGGUGUGUGGGAAAUCUUUCACCCAGAAGGGAGCACUUGGUAUACACCAGAAGCUUCACACAGGCGAGCGUCCUCAUUCAUGUUCGGUGUGCGGUAAAGGCUUCAUUAUGAAAACUGCGCUUGUUAUACACCAGAGAAGUCACACGGGUGAGCGUCCUUUUUCAUGCGCGGAGUGCGGGAAAAGUUUUGUUCACAAGGGGGGCCUUGCUCAACACCAGAAAACUCACAAAUAGAAGGAUGGCUGUUCAUUCUGAGAGUUAGUUUGACUGAGUCACUGAUGAAGGCUCCAGUGGUGAGAUCUGCUUUCUACAAUUCCUGGCUCUCUCACCCCCCCAACAUUGAGGUGUCCUCAUUAUUCUUUGUGCAUGCUCCUCCAUAUUAAAUAAAAAGUCCAGCAGGGAGGGUCUGAGACUCUU